Molecule: messenger RNA, 1008 nt
Organism: Miscanthus lutarioriparius
Lineage: Eukaryota; Viridiplantae; Streptophyta; Magnoliopsida; Poales; Poaceae
Source: the annotation of a GenBank genome assembly
AUGGAGGCCGAGGCGGCGGCCAAGAGGGCGCGGGAGAGCGGGGAGGACGCCGCCGCGGCGGGGCAGGGGGUGGGGGCCGAAGCCGCGGCCGCCGGGGCCGGCGAGCAGGCGGGGAUCUCCGCCGUCAUCGCGGGAUGGUUCUCCGAGAUUAGCCCCAUGUGGCCUGGUGAGGCGCACUCUUUGAAGGUGGAGAAGGUGCUGUUCCAAGGCAAGUCAGACUACCAAAAUGUGAUGGUUUUUCAGUCGUCUACGUACGGGAAGGUGCUCGUCCUCGAUGGAGUUAUUCAGGUGACAGAGAGGGAUGAGUGUGCGUACCAAGAGAUGAUUACUCACCUGCCCCUUUGCUCCAUCAAAGACCCCAAGAAGGUGUUGGUUAUUGGAGGGGGUGACGGUGGUGUUCUGCGUGAGGUUUCACGGCAUUCCUCUGUGGAACAAAUUGACAUUUGUGAAAUUGACAAGAUGGUUGUAGAUGUCUCCAAGCAAUUUUUCCCUCAUCUAGCUGUUGGAUUUGAAGACCCUCGUGUGUCAUUACACAUUGGAGAUGGGGUCGCCUUUUUGAAAAAUGCUCCAGAGGGUACUUAUGAUGCAGUAAUUGUGGAUUCAUCUGAUCCGAUAGGUCCUGCUCAGGAGCUUUUUGAGAAGCCUUUCUUCCAGUCGGUGGCCAGAGCUUUGCGUCCGGGUGGAGUUGUAUGCACCCAGGCAGAGAGCAUAUGGCUACAUAUGCACAUCAUUGAAGAUAUUGUUGUCAAUUGUCGCCAAGUUUUCAAAGGCUCGGUUAACUAUGCUUGGACAACGGUACCUACAUACCCUAGCGGAGUUAUUGGCUUCAUGCUUUGCUCCACCGAAGGGCCUGCUGUUGAUUUCCAGCACCCUGUUUUCAACAUUGAGGAGGAUGAACAUUCUACGAAAGCAAAAGGGCCCCUUAAGUUCUACAACUCAGAGAUCCACACGGCAUCAUUCUGUUUGCCCUCUUUUGCAAAGAGGGUAAUCGAGUCAAAGGUGAACUAG